AUGUCUACAAUUGCAUCUCCCCGCGAACCGCCUGCCCUUACAAGGCGCAUCUCAGCCCAGCCACACACCCCAACGUCCUCCACCAGGCCUUCCCUCGACGUCCCGCGCUCCCUCACAAGCUCCCCAAACCCAGGUUCUUCGGCUACAUUCGGUGCUCCAGCGGCUCCAGGAGCAGCUCCUUCUAAACGCGCGAACCGUGCCGCCCUCCGCGAGUAUUACAAUCUCAAGAAAGCCGGUGGCGCCGCUGGUCCUCCGUCCUUAGAAGUUACCGACGAUUCUUCCGAACGCGGUGCCGUAGAAUACUCCGAAGUUCCUCCUAGCGAGCUGGAUAAUCUGUCUUUCGAUGCGGAGGCGUAUGUUCGCAAGGCGCUGGCGGAGAACAGCCUUGACGAUCUGUUGAGAGUGUACACGCGCGUGCUGGGCGAGAUUCGGGCUCUGGAUGCGGAGAAGAAAGCUUUGGUCUAUGAUAACUACUCAAAGCUCAUCUCUGCUACAGAGACCAUUCGAAAGAUGCGCGCGAACAUGGACCCGCUGAACCCAAUGGCUUCAACACUUGACCCGGCAAUUGCGGGCAUUUAUGCCCAGGCGAGCUCGAUUCGAGAGGCACUGCGCAAGACUGUUGCUGCACCUGACUCAAAGGAAAGACAAGAAGAAGCGGCGGCGGCGAGGAGGAGGAGAACAAGACAACUUGCAAAAGAGGCGCUAGGAACACCAGAAAAGCUGAGAAAGCUGGUUAAGGAGGGCAAGAUUGAGGAAGCCAAGAAGGAGUGGGAGAUGCCUCGACGAUUAUUAGAGGUCUGGAAGGAGAAAGGGCUCGGCGGGAAGGAUGUUUUGGACUGCCUUGAAGAGGGGGAUGCAGCAUUGAGGGGCGGUACUGGGGACAGUAGUGUGCGGACGUCGAAGGAUAGCGGCAUGUCAUAA
Molecule: messenger RNA, 921 nt
Organism: Colletotrichum truncatum
Lineage: Eukaryota; Fungi; Ascomycota; Sordariomycetes; Glomerellales; Glomerellaceae
Biological process (GO): endocytic recycling; Golgi organization; Golgi vesicle transport
Cellular component (GO): EARP complex; GARP complex; membrane
Source: RefSeq, a predicted model, not a curated record